Messenger RNA from Populus euphratica (Euphrates poplar), 972 nucleotides. RefSeq lists its product as uncharacterized. Bases 1 to 972 code for a protein of 323 amino acids. The transcript has 6 exons. The record is from RefSeq and is a predicted model, not a curated record. NCBI's taxonomy places the organism in Eukaryota, Viridiplantae, Streptophyta, Magnoliopsida, Malpighiales, Salicaceae.
AUGUCCACUUCUUCUUCCAUAGGUCAGUUGCCUCAUAAUUCCUCAGGUAUGUCACACUCUGAAUGGGUCUUGGAUUCUGGAGCUUCCUAUCAUAUGUCUCCAGAUUCUUCAUCUUUUACCUUUGUGUCCCCUUUGUCCUCCAUUUCUGUUAUGACUGCUGUUGACAUUCCUAUACCCUUAGCAGGUACUGGUACUUUAAUCCUUAGCACACCUGAAGCUCUAUUCUCAUCGACAGCCCUUCAAGCUUCAUCUGAGAUUCAAGCUAUGGAUGAGGAACUUUCAGCUUUGCAUAAGACAGAUAAUUGGGAUUUGAUUCCUCUACCUCCUAGUAAGAGUUUUGUUGGUUGUCGUUGGGUGUAUAAGAUCAAGACUAAUUCUAAUGGGUCUAUUGAGCGAUACAAAGCUAGGCUGGUUGCAAAAGGAUACUCUCAACAGUAUGGUAUAGACUAUGAGAAAACAUUUGCCCCGGUUGCAAAAAUGACUAUUAUUCGUACUUUUAUUGCCAUAGCUUCAAUUAGUCAUAUCAUUCUGUCUUUAUAUGUUGAUGGCAUGAUUAUUACUAGUGAUGACAUUGAUGGUAUUUCAGUUUUGAAGACAGAGUUGGCUAGACGAUUUGAAAUGAAAGAUUUUGGUUAUCUUCGAUAUUUCCUAGGUAUUGAGGCUAGACUUACUGAUAACAAGACUGUAGAUACUCUUAUUGAGGUCAACACGAUGUACUCUUCUUCUGAUGGUUUACCUUUGAUAAAUCCUACUUUAUACCGCACUAUUAUUGAGAGAUUGAUAUAUCUCACCAUUACUCGUUCAGAUAUUGCAUAUGUUGUUCAUGUUGUUAGUCAGUUUGCUGCUUCUACUACUAUUUUGCAUGCAUACUCUAAUGCUGAUCAUGGUAGUGAUCCCACAGAUCGUAAGUCUGUUACAGGGUUCUAUAUCUUUUUAGGUGAUUCUCUUAUUUCUUGGAAGAGCAAGAAAUAA